Erythranthe guttata (spotted monkey flower) is the source of this 1901-nucleotide messenger RNA. RefSeq names its product Phototropic-responsive NPH3 family protein. Gene Ontology annotation, molecular function: protein binding. The record is from RefSeq and is a predicted model, not a curated record. Lineage: Eukaryota; Viridiplantae; Streptophyta; Magnoliopsida; Lamiales; Phrymaceae.
AUGGCUUACAUGAAGCUUGGCUCUAAAUCUGAAGCAUUUCACCGCGACGGACAAACUUGGCAAUGCACAUCUGGCCUUCAAAGUGAUGUUGCAAUCGAGAUUGGAGAAAUGUCCUUCCAUCUUCACAAGUUUCCACUGCUGUCGAGGAGCGGGCUACUGGAAAAACUGAUCGGAGAACUAACCACCACCGACGGAUCCCAAUGCACCCUCCAGCUCAGCCAGUUACCCGGCGGCGCCAAGGCGUUCGAGCUCGUCGCGAAAUUCUGCUACGGCGUGAGAAUCGAGCUGACAUCAAUGAACGUGGUGAGCCUCCGGUGCGCCGCCGAGUACCUCCAGAUGACGGAGGAGUACGGCGAGGGCAAUCUCGUCACACAGACGGAAUCUUUCCUGAACGAGGUUUUCGGGAACUGGACCGACACAAUCAAAGCCCUAGAAACCUGCGAGGAAGUCCUCCCCCACGCCGAGGAGCUCCACAUCGUCUCCCGCUGCAUCAACUCCCUCGCAAUCAAGGCCUCCGCCGACCCGACCCUCUUCAAUUGGCCCGUUUCCGAUUCGGGCCGGGGCCCGAACACCACCAACCCGGCUUUCUGGAACGGGAUCUGCACCAGUACCUCUAGUAACUCAAAAUCGAAGCCGGCCCACCACGCCGGCGACGAUUGGUGGUACGAGGAUGUCUCUUUCCUCAGCCUGCCGCUGUACAAGCGCCUGAUACGCGCCGUCGAGGCCGGCGGAAUGAGGGCGGAGAACGUCGCCGGCGCGUUGGUCUUCUACGCCAAGAAGUACAUACCCCAGAUGAACCGGCAGUCGAGUUUCAAGAACCUAAGCUCCGGUUCGACGAUUUCGAUCCCUUCCGAAGCCGAUCAAGGCGGGCUUCUAGAAGAAAUCGUCGAGUUACUACCGAUACAAAAGGGGGUGAUACACACUAGGUUUCUCCUCCGGCUGCUCCGUACGGCGAUGGUUCUGCAGACGAGCCCUUCGUGCAGGGAGAAUCUCGAGCGGCGGGUCGGGAUGCAGCUGGACCAGGCGGCGCUGGAGGAUCUGUUGGUGCCGAAUAUGGGAUAUUCCGUCGAGACGUUGUAUGAUAUCGACUGUUUCCAGAGGAUUCUAGAACAUUUCAUGGCGAUGGAUCAGGCCUCCACUGCGGCCUCGCCGUGCGUGAUUGUCGAGGAGAGUCAACUCGUUGAAGGGACGCAUUCGCUUACGUCGUUGACCAUGGUGGCUAAUCUUGUCGACGUGUACCUUGCUGAGGUGGCGCCGGAUGUUAAUCUCAAGUUCCCAAAGUUUCAGUCUCUUGCUGCCACGGUUCCCGAUUACGCUCGGCCUCUCUCCGAUGGGAUUUAUCGCGCAAUCGAUAUUUAUCUCAAGGCGCAUCCGUGGCUGACAGACUCAGAGAGGGAGCAAAUAUGCAGACUGAUGAAUUUCCAGAAGCUCUCAUUAGAGGCAAGCACUCACGCCGCACAAAACGAGAGGCUCCCACUCCGAGUAGUCGUCCAAGUCUUGUUCUUCGAGCAGCUCCGAUUAAGAACCUCGAUUUCCGGUUGGUUCUUUGUUUCGGACAACCUCGACAGCUCCCAGAAUCCCAACUCGGUUCUUUCGCUCACCAAAAACCAACACCACCACCACCAAAGGGAAGCCUCCCUCGAAACGGGGCCCGGUGUGGACGACAUGAGGGAGCGCGUUUUCGAGCUCGAAAAGGAGUGUCAGAGUAUGAGAGAAGAGUUUCAGAAAAUUGUUAAGGCUAAAAGGAGUUGGAAUAUUUUCUGCAGGAGGAAAUCACAUGUCUCUAAUCCUAAGUCACCCAAGAAUUCCAAUGUUAAGAAUCACUAGUUCAAUUUACUCUGUUUUUUUUUUUUUUUAUUAGAAUUCUUUUGGUCAUUAUAAUAAUAAAAUACAGGAUGUUA